AUGGCUACGAAUUCGACUGAGCAGCUCCUGGAGGACUACACGGGCAAGUUGGUGCCGUAUUCUUUCAAUGGAGGAUUGUUACUUAUCGGCUCUGCUAUUGCUAUGGGCGGCAUUGCGAUUUGGUCAAUGCACUUCAUCGGCAAUCGAGCUAUUUACAUGCUUGACGGCCAGGAAGCCUUCCAGAUCUCCUACUCUACCGCCCUGACCGUCAUGUCUCUGCUGGUCCCCAUCUUCGUGCUCACCCUCGCAUUCCUGGGCGUCAGUGGAAGUGGUCGAAUUCGAUGGUGGCGAAUCGUGCUUGCCGGGUUUCUCUCUGGAGGAGCCAUUUCCGGCAUGCACUACCUCGCCGAUGCCUCCAUCAGAAACUACAACGCCUCUUAUGAACUCUCGUAUCUGGUUGGCUCGGUGGUUAUUUCGGUCCUUGCUAGUUUGGUCGCCCUCGCACUCUUCUUUGUCUUUGAAAAUAAGUGGAAAAGUGCCUGGUGGAAGAGACUGGGCUGUGCCGUGGUUCUCGCCGGGGCAGUGUCGGGCAUGCAUUGGUGUGCGGCUGUCGGGACGCGAUAUACUUUGAUUAAGAACACCAACGGCAAGGGCGUAUCCCGCCAGGAUGCCAUGGUCGUCGUCAUUUGCCUGUCUAUUGCUGCGGGUAUUGUCAUGACCGGCAUGGCCGCCUACACCGGUUGGGUAAGACGAGACUACGCCAGCAAGUCGCAGCAAGUCGUCCUGGCUGCUGGCGUUUUUGACGACAAGGGCCGCAUCAUGGUCAGUCAAGAAGGUUACCUGCCCAGUGAGGUCGUUACAGACACAUACUUGCCAAAGUCCAACGACGACUUUUUCAGCACUGGCCACCCUCUAUUCCACUGGAUGUUCCGUGCUUCUCGGAAUUGGGACACUAUUGCCAAAGUCAUGGGCAAGAUGGCCAGCCACAUCGCUUUCCUCGCACAGAAGCGUCACAUUGGCAGAGCUGGUGUCAGACUUGUCGGAGACGAUGGCGUGCUCGUGGAAGACUACGACAUAAUCCUGCGGGAGCUGUUCUGCGUGACUGCCGGCGCUCUCGCCGCAAAGACCAGAGAGACUCUCAAGGGAGUUGGAACCCUGUGGGACGAAAUCUUUGUCACUGGCGACUCGUUCAGGGCUCCUGGUCCUCGGCACAGGAUGCUCCAGGACAAGUUCAGCCUGGCAGAAAAGGGGAUCGAAAACAACGGCCAGGAAUGCGGCCGCGGCUGCCUCAUGUUCCUCGUCCGCAAGGUUGACAACAAGCGAGAUGUUGAGAAACUCGAAGCGGCCGGGUACAGAUUUGCUGAAGUCCACCAGGUUGCCGGCGCUAUUCGGUCCAGCAUGCAGAUCAAGACGCCCGAUCUGGAGGCUCGACUACGCAACAUGGCUAAGCAGAAGGACAAGACCAACAUACUCGCCCCCGGCGUCCAUGUGGGCAUGUUUGCUGUCCGCGCUCGUCUUCACAGAGGCGGCUUCGACGUGCUCGCUCAGAAGACGGCCAGAAAACUGCUGCCUUCUGUUCCCCUGCGCAUCAAGCAACUAGACGCCCUGCAGUCGGGGUUCCUCAACACCAUCCGUGGCAUGACUCUUGCCACUAUACUGCUCAAACUGGAGAACCACAAGCCCAGCUCCCCCCAGGAGGCGCUGUUUUUGGUCGCCCUCCGAGAUGCCAUCUCCGCCCUGCGAGACUCCCUCGGCGAUGAAGCCUUUGACGAGGCGACCUUGUUGCCCAAAGAAGUCCAGCUGCCCUGCACCCGCGCCGCCGGGAGCAAAUCCCCCUCAAAGUGCACCCUCAUCGCCUUCCAACUCGUCCUCCCCAUCCACGCCGUCGUCCUCUCGGACACGUGCGAGUUCACGCCCCUCAACUUCUUCAAGAUGCGCCAGCUCACCUACGAGGGCCCUUCUCACGACAUUGAGUUUUCUCACAUGGUCCACCGUGACAUGUCGUCAACAGCGCACGACAUGUCUUCUAGCCAGUUUAGCGCAGCACCUCCGGCCGGCGGCAGCAGUAGCUACUUCUCCCGAGCCCUCGGCAGGUUCAGACGAUACAUGCCAGGACAAAGUCGAGCCGCAACUGUGUCCCCGCUAGCGCCCACCAAGAGCCAGGAGCAGUUGUCCAAGGUGGCCUCGCAUCCCAGCUCCCUGUACAAUGGCGACGACGGAAGUUUCGACGAAUCCCUCAAGCUUUCCUCUCCCAGCCAUCUCCCUGCCGCCAAGUAUGUCCCCAGGAACAAAAGUCAUGACAAGCAGUUCCAUGUCUUUGGCGGUAUCAUGGUAUCACAAGAAGUGUCGAUCAAUGUUCAAGAGGGCUCAGAGCUGAAACCUCUCCGCUCCCGAGCCGACAACCAGAGCAAGUCAGAAAACACCUACAUUGCCACCGCCACGGGCGAGAACAAAACAGCAGGUCAAGCAAAGAGCGAGGAAUCCGCCUUUGUCGACGAGCUGCUCACUCUGAGCAUGCAAGCAGACAAGCGGGCGGGCAUGUAA
Messenger RNA from Metarhizium acridum CQMa 102, 2484 nucleotides. NCBI's taxonomy places the organism in Eukaryota, Fungi, Ascomycota, Sordariomycetes, Hypocreales, Clavicipitaceae. The record is from RefSeq and is a predicted model, not a curated record.